This is a messenger RNA of Teleopsis dalmanni, 2325 nucleotides long. RefSeq names its product mediator of RNA polymerase II transcription subunit 3. The transcript has 5 exons. Lineage: Eukaryota; Metazoa; Arthropoda; Insecta; Diptera; Diopsidae. The coding region runs from base 178 to 2016 and encodes 612 amino acids. The record is from RefSeq and is a predicted model, not a curated record.
CAACAGUAGCACAAUUUCUUAUAUUGAAACUGAACUGUUUUUUAUAGUUUGUGUGAAAACCUUUUGUGUAUUUCCCCGGAAUAACGAAAAAUAUUCAAAAUUCCGAAAAAUCCGAGAAAACCCCAAAAACAAUCGACACGUACAGCGUCGUCAACGGGAGGUGGUGGCACUACAAAAAUGGCUUCAAAAAGAAAAGCAUCGGUGCUGCUACACAAGGAAACUUUACCGGCACCAAUAGCUACUGAAUCGUCGGUUGGCAGUGACAGCAAUGCAGAUACCGACCCUUAUGCUGGUCUAAUGAAAGACGCUGAUAAACUUAAGCUUAUGUUACUUGCUUGGAAUUAUCAGAACUCAAAUGCAGUACGAAAUGGUACUGAAGGUCCUGACUUAGGCGUUGUUGGUGGACUAUGGGCGCAGUAUCAAAAUGCUUUAGCACAAAAUGCGGCAGCAAGUGGCAAAAUAGAUACUUCAUUGUCACCAGUACCUCGAACUGAUAUGAAUUCACCAAUGGAAGGACAAGACGAAACAAAUUCAUCUGGGCAAAAAGAAGAAGAUGAAGGAUCUGAAGAUGAUUCUGAUGAUAAACUAGACGAAAAACUAGCCACACAUGAUCCAGAACGACUGAAAGCAUUUAAUAUGUUUGUACGCUUAUUUGUUGAUGAAAAUCUAGAUCGCAUCGUUCCAAUUUCAAAGCAACCAAAAGAAAAAAUUCAAGCAAUUAUUGACUCCUGUGCCAGGCAGUUUCCAGAAUUCAGUGACCGCUCCCGAAAACGUAUACGAACGUACUUGAAAUCAUGCCGAAGAAACAAAAAGACUCGAGAUGGUUGGGACAAUACAACCCGUCCUACACCUGCACAUCUCACAUCCGUGCAAGCUGAACAAAUUUUGGCAAUUGCUUGUGAGAACGAAUCAAUGAACGCCAAACGUAUGCGCAUAGGUCUAGAACCCAUUACACAUGCAAUACCAGCCCCAGGUUCAGUAGUGGCGGCUGCUGCAGCCGCUGUUGCUGCCACAAGUUCAGUAACUACAGUAGGUGGUAGUAAUUCGACAAUGACAUCAGUUCAAAUGCCAACUGAGGGACUUACUUCAGUUACAGCAACAACUGUACCAUUUGCUACUAGCACUAGUUUCGCACGUUCUACAACAAAUUCAGAAACAGCUGACCCAUUGUCUCUGACGCCGGCUGUUGCUGUGGCGGCCGCAGCAGCUGCUGCAGCUGCCGCUUCAUCCAAUGCAAGUGGCAGCAUAAACUCAGCACGCAGUUCACCACUAGCACUCAGUUCGAAUGCAAGUAUCGGGGGAAGCACAACAAGUUUAGAUAUAAAACCCUUGACAAGUGCAUUGGCCAAUGGAAAUACAAUAGCCAACGGUAUUGCUGCAGCUUCCACAGCAGCUGGUUUAGCUGGACUACCAGCUACAAGUCCACUUUAUAGGUCAUCGGAUUUUGCGUCGCCUUCAGCAGCGGUGCCAUUUGUGGCAGCUGCAGCUGCAGCUGUGGCUGGACGUUCAACAACUUACCCCAACUAUUUUCCAAGUGUGACCGGAUUAGGCAAUGCUACACCUACUGAUCUCUCAAUGAAGAACACGUCUACCAACAUAUCCUCCAACUCAUUUAUUAAUGUUUCCGGCAACUGUAACAAUAAUUUACCCACAAAUACAGCUUCUGCGUUGAGCAAUAUCUCAACCAACAUUAAUAACAAUAACACUUUGGUUACCGCCACACAACUGCAACAAAUUCAACAACAACAACAGCAGCAGCAGCAGCAGCAACAACAACAACAGCAGCAGCAACAGCAACAACAGCAACUCCAAGCGGGACAGCAGGGUAUAGCCACAGCUUCAUUGGGGGCUCAAAUUGAUACGGCUGCAGUGCGCGCACCCCCACUACUAACGCACAAGCUGAGUCCCAAUGAAAUAACCGCAGCACGUCAAGUGAUUUCUGCCUAUCGCGAGAGCGCAGCAUUUUUGUUGCGCACCGCCGAUCAAGUCGAACAAUUACUCAUACAGCAACAGUAAGUCGCUGGCCAUAUUGCCAGUUAGUAGAAUUAAUUUGUGAAAUUAUGGUUAAAAUAUGGUAAAUUUACUAAUAUUCGUAAGGUGAUUUUGUGUUUUAAUUAAAAUUUUAUGUAUUUUUUCUCUUAUACAUUAUACAUACUCGCACACAUGACAACACAUAAACGUUACAGAGUAACAGAACUACACGAUGUAAACAAAGCCAUAGUUAUUUACUACGGAUCCUGUGUUUAACACACAGGCUGUUCCUAUUUCAAUUAAUAUAAAUAAUCUAAUUAAAUUAGUCAAAAACGAAUAAAAAUAAAUUAAAAU